Messenger RNA from Ochotona princeps (American pika), 1350 nucleotides. RefSeq names its product cysteinyl leukotriene receptor 2 (gene CYSLTR2). Gene Ontology annotation, biological process: G protein-coupled receptor signaling pathway. The coding region runs from base 111 to 1154 and encodes 347 amino acids. The transcript has 2 exons. Lineage: Eukaryota; Metazoa; Chordata; Mammalia; Lagomorpha; Ochotonidae. Gene Ontology annotation, molecular function: leukotriene receptor activity. Gene Ontology annotation, cellular component: plasma membrane. The record is from RefSeq and is a predicted model, not a curated record.
AAAACGAAAGACACAGCAGCUGAAAGGCAGAAAACUUCAAGUGGGCAAGCUAAUAUUUGCUUUUAUUCAUUCAGAACUUUGUCUUGAUUACCACUUCACAGUCAGACGGCAUGGAGAGAAGACUCAUGCUGGUGCCUCCAUCCAGCUUUGUAUCAGAAAUGGAACUAAACGGCACGUUGAGCAGUCACAACAGCAGCAGAGAUUGCGCAAUCAAAAAUUUCAAGAAAGAUUUUUAUCCAAUCGUGUACUUGAUAAUAUUUGUCUGGGGAAUUUUGGGAAAUGGAUUUUCUGUAUACAUUUUCCUGAAACCUUAUAAGAAAUCCACAUCUGUGAACGUUUUCAUGCUAAACCUGGCCAUUUCAGAUCUCCUGUUCAUCGUCACACUGCCCUUCAGGGCUGACUACUAUAUCAGAGGCUCCAAUUGGAUCUUUGGGGACUUGACCUGCAGGAUCAUGUCUUACUCUUUGUACGUCAACAUGUACAGCAGCAUUUACUUCCUGACGGUGUUGAGUGUUGUGCGUUUCCUGGCCACUGUUCACCCUUUCCGGCUUCUCCACAUCACCAGCAUCAGAAGUGCCUGGAUCCUUUGUGGGAUCAUUUGGCUUUUCAUCAUGGCUGCCUCCAUCGCACUUCUAGGUACCGGCUCUGAGGAGAAAGGCAAUGUCACAUCGUGCUUUGAGCUGAAUCCCGAGAAGAUUAAUAAACUGCAGACCAUGAACCACCUAGCUUUGGUGGUGGGCUUCCUGCUGCCACUGUGCACACUCACUGUCUGCUACCUGCUCAUCAUCCGGGUCCUACUGAAGGUGGAGAUCCCAGAAUCGGGACUGCGGGCUUCCCACAAGAAGGCACUGAUUACCAUCAUCAUAGCCUUGAUCAUCUUCCUCGUGUGUUUCCUGCCCUAUCAUGUGCUGAGGACUCUCCAUCUGCUCACGUGGAAGAUGAGCAUGUGCGGAGAAGCACUGCACAAAGCUGUGGUCAUCACACUGACCCUGGCGGCCACCAACAGCUGCCUCAAUCCUCUGCUCUACUACUUUGCUGGGGAGAACUUUAAGGACCGCCUAAGGGCUGUGUUCAGAAAAAGUCCUUCUCAGGAGGCAGAGACCAAGUUCAGCUUUCCUGUUUGCACGUGGUUGAGGAAACAAACAGGGGUGUGAGGAGCUAUUGGGUAAGGCCUGUUCUGGCACCUUUGGCUUUACUUCCGUUCGCUCAACAAUUCCAGAUGGCUUGGUGUUUACAGACUUCCCAACAAAUAUCUUAUCACAACACUUAGUUGAUUAUGACUUUUGUCAAUAAGACCUACAUUAAAAAUGUUAGGUGUAUUUGCAGUUCUUUGAUCCAAAUGGGAGUGAU